CGCACGCAGGCGCGGUGUCUAAUGUUCGGGCGAUGAUAAACGGUUCAAAUUCGACCGUUUUAGCGCUCACGUCUUCGACCAAAGACGCUUCGGGAUGUGCGUCAAGGCGCGCGGGAAGCCGCCGUCGCGCUCGGAGGGCACAAGAGAGGCGUGUGCGCAGUUUCCUCGCGCGCGGCUCUCGCAUCCGUUUCUGGCAGUGACCUCGUCUUCACCGGCGACGGAAACGGCACAGUGUACGCGUGGGAUUGGCGCAGAUCCUCAGGGGGGGCGCUCGCGAGCGCGCGCGCACAUCGCGGAUGCGUCAACGCGAUUUCCCCGGUGUCGAACGCGCGAAACGGCGCGGACGUCGUCGCGAGCGCGGGCGAGGACGGCGUCGUUCGCGUGCUAUCCCUCGACGGACAUCUUGGCGGCGCGAUCGCGCUUCACGGACACCUCGGCCCGGUCACGUCCCUCGCGACUGUUCGCUACGGCGGCGCGAGCGGCGACGGGUUUGGAACGUCGCGGAAAAAUUGGAACGGCGACGACGCGCGCGACGCCGCGCUUCGAGACGCGCACCUUGGGGCGACGCUGACGUAUUCCGGUUCCUCGGGGAGCCUUUUCGGCAGAUCGAGCGGAUUCAGCAGCGGACACGACGCGAACGAGGGUUACCCGGGGUUAGGGCUCGUCUCCGGGUCUGUGGACGGCGCCGUCGCGAUGUGGUCGCGCGUCCGGACAGGCGACGGCAGCGGCGGCGAGUGGCGUUGCGUCGGAAGAGCGCACGCGCACGCGGCCGCGGUCGCCGCGGUCGAAGCGUACGUCUCUCACCGCGACGACGGCGGCGGUGGCGUCCUCACCGCGGCGUGGGAUAA
Molecule: messenger RNA, 848 nt
Organism: Micromonas pusilla CCMP1545
Lineage: Eukaryota; Viridiplantae; Chlorophyta; Mamiellophyceae; Mamiellales; Mamiellaceae
Exons: 2
Coding region: 297-848 (183 amino acids)
Source: RefSeq, a predicted model, not a curated record